Molecule: messenger RNA, 689 nt
Organism: Suillus discolor
Lineage: Eukaryota; Fungi; Basidiomycota; Agaricomycetes; Boletales; Suillaceae
Exons: 6
Coding region: 132-473 (113 amino acids)
Source: RefSeq, a predicted model, not a curated record
GUCCCGGAGUUCUGUGGCGCCCACCCAAUGCUUAGCGCCUGAAGUCAACAUAGUAGCAAACAUUGCCUCCAAGCCGGCGCGCGUCCUUUCUCCAACUUCUUGUCUUGCACUACUCUGAUCAACUAUUCACCAUGAACAACCCCAUUCAAUUGGGGAACUCUGAGCCGAGGACCGACGUCAGCAAAAAGGGACCAACAGCGCUCGAUAACAUAGACAGCAUAGGGACCGCUUAUCUUCAACCCCUCAGGAUAUUCGACACUGUGAUCGGGACGAUAGCAGAGGUGCAUCCGUAUGCAAAGAUGGCAUUGGGCGUGCUUUCUUGCGCAUCAAAAAUAAUUCUUGCUCAAGCGGAUCGUGACGAAGCGGUACUUGACCUCUACAAGAAGUUGGGUCAAGUGUAUGGCUUCAUAACGCGAGACGACACACUCCUCAAGAUAUCGUCGAUGAGGGACAUCUUGGGACAGAUUUCUUAGCAGACCAUAGAAUGUGCCAAUUUCAUCAGGGAUUAUUCAGGGAAGAAAAGCUUUUGGGAGAUACUCGGAAAGAACAUCAUCUCGGAAACAAACGAUAUGAUACAACAGUAUAACGAUGUGUUGGAUGCGUUCAUGCAAAACUUCCGCGACCAAGUCACUCGCGACGUAGCCACCUAUAUUCACGAUGAAACUUAUGCGGAGGCCGCAGGACUAGAU